Saccoglossus kowalevskii is the source of this 1192-nucleotide messenger RNA. RefSeq names its product transmembrane protein 256 homolog. Gene Ontology annotation, cellular component: membrane. Lineage: Eukaryota; Metazoa; Hemichordata; Enteropneusta; Harrimaniidae. The record is from RefSeq and is a predicted model, not a curated record.
ACCAGCUGUUGGUGUGUGGUACUGGCAAGCUGAUAUCAAUGGCGACUAUAUCGAGGUUUACAAGAGUUAACACAGCUUCUCGACGAUUUUUCCUUCGCAUCGGUGCACUGUCUGGUGCCUCGGCGGUGCUUCUAGGGGCACAUGGUGCGCACGCAUUGAAGCACAGCGUUCACGAUACCUACAGAGCUCAGGUAUUUGACAUCGCAAAGAAUUACCACUUUAUUCAUAGUUUGGCUUUAUUUGCCGUGCCACUAUGCAGACAACCACUACUUGCUGGCACUCUGCUGACAUCGGGCAUUGUACUUUUCUCAGGCACUUGUUACUUACACUCGCUAUACAAUAUGUAUAAAUUAAGACGUUACACGCCGAUAGGUGGCGUACUUCUUGUAGCAGGCUGGCUUGCAUUGGCAAUUUAAACACUUUCCCACCGAAUAUGUACAAAUGACAGCGUGUGCUAGUUUAAGUUGAUCAGGUUUAACUUGACUACAAUAUAUGUAUUUUUAACGAGUAAUUAUGCAAACAGUUCAUGGAUUCAUGGAUUGUUCAAAAUUCAUAUUUCAAAGUUCAUAGUUCAUGACAUCACAUCUGUCUUCGUCAAGAAUUUCAAUUUCAGACAUACAUAGUCUUGCCAUUUCUACGGAUUAUUUACCAUUGUCUGAAAUUACACAGGGUAUCUUUUCGAAUUCGGGUGAUGUUAAUUUUGCAUAAAAUAUAGAACUAUUUGAGACAAAUAGCGAGUUGUAGCUGUAUUUUACAGCAUACUUUUAAGAAUGAGAAAAGAUAAUGUGUCUUGAAUGGAAAGUGGGGGGAGGGUGCAUAGUAAAAUUCGAGAUAUGAAAGCCAUUUUAUAUACGAAGAAAUUAAAAAUAUCAUUUGCCAAAAUUUAACUAAAUAUAUCACUCUAUUGGCCUAUCUGGUAGAUAUCAGUAAUAGCGCGGACUGUUGCAUAUAUUGUUGCAAUUGUACGAUGAUAACGUCAUCAAUACACAUUAGAAAUGCCAAUUACUACAUAAAUAUUUGUGUCAUUGAAGCGCGGUGGACGUCGCGCAGCGCGUGUUCGAAUUUCCUGUAAACAAACAAUGCAUUUUACACUCGUUGUAUACGUCGCUAUGGAUCCCAUAUCGAACAGGACGCGGCGCGACGACCACCGUCCUUUAACCGCCAUGUGUUAAUAAAUCAUCAGUUCCCACUA